This is a messenger RNA of Acanthaster planci (crown-of-thorns starfish), 4325 nucleotides long. RefSeq lists its product as uncharacterized. NCBI's taxonomy places the organism in Eukaryota, Metazoa, Echinodermata, Asteroidea, Valvatida, Acanthasteridae. The record is from RefSeq and is a predicted model, not a curated record.
UGGGAACGAGGUUGAUGUAAACAACAUGGACAUGUCCAACGCACAGUCGUGACGAUCGAUGAUAGAUCAUGCCAGGUUUGCAAACCGUUUUUUCACUGGAAUCGCAACUGCUUACAACAGCCAAUCAGCAGCGCGAAAUCUGAACACACCUUCUGCAGACAGAUAAUCAGGCUAAUGCUUGUGUGGGCACCUUUCGGAGGUUUGCACAUACCUACCAUAGCCUAGGAGUAGGACUGCACUGUGCAGCAGCUUAGUUACAACUUUUAAGUUGGCCACACUACAUGACUUUCGUGACUUUGUACGGUUUGUACUUAUGAGAGAGUGCAACUUGCAAAACCACUGAAAUUGAAAGGAGAUACCAAGAAAAGUAUGUGUAGAUGCGUUUACAAUGUACCACUGUCAAACUCAUUAGCAUCGUGAAACCAUGCCUCGAGCCAAGACUACUGCAAAGAAGAAUGAUGCCGCAAGGGGUGCAGCAGCAACUCAAGCUAAGAAAGGCCCUACCAUCUCAGGGAGAAAGCCAGCCAAGAAGUCCACUGCCAAUGUGGCAGGUACACUGGAGAUGACGAGUCCGGGGUCCUCGGACUCGUCCUCACAGCUAAACCCCUCCAGGCAGGGGAAACGACCACCUGGGAGAAGGCAGAAGACAGGAGAUACAGCCAAGAGCAGUGCCCCUGCUGGCCCGGGCUGGGGAGAAAUAGCCUCAAAGGGAGGCAGUGGGCGGGCUAGGAAAGGAUGGGUACCAGAUAAGACUGAUGAUGUGCCAGGUGACUCGCAAAGAGAUGCGGGAGAGAAAAAAGGAACUGGAGUAAAAAGAAGUCAUAAAAUGAGAGGGAAGAAUCAGGGAGAAGUUCCUGUUGGAAGCAGAGAAGGCAGUCCCACUAAACGGAGACGCCAAACCGGUCAGAGGAAAGCCUUUGGCCAGGAGGACUACCUAGAGCGACAAGUGUCAGCCCAGAGCAUCGCUAAAUGGCAGACCAUGACCAAGACCACCCAAGAAUUCUUGCACCAGAUUGCCGACAGUGCUAUUGCUGUUGUUCUGAGUGAGACAGAUAGACCUAUCAACAAUGACAUUCAAGACCAUCUCAACAACUUAAAAACAAGGCUGUUGAAGAGCUUUGCAUCACUUAAAGUUCCCAGUAGGAGACAGCCUAACUACAAAGACAUGGAAAAACACACUCGCCUCUUGGAAGCAGCCCUUGUGGAAACUAGCAACCAAGUGGAAUGCUUGGAGAAAGAAGUUAAACUGCAGCAAGAGUUACUCGAACAGAAAGAGGAGGAAUUGGAGAGACUUGAAGUUACAGAUCAGCAAGACCACAGUGACAGCAAUUCAGAGAUCGCCAAGGAGCUCCACCCACUGCUGCAGGAUACCAGGCAAGAAGUUCUGGGACUGCCUCAUCUUAGGAGAAGUUGCCGUAGCAACACAUCAUCACAGAAUGUUAGGAGUUCAUGUCAGCAGCAAGUUGUGGAGACGUUGCGUCAUUUGAGCCAAGCAGGUAGUGGCGGAACAGUCAACGCGACGGACUUCAUCGUUGCCUUGUCUGCUAUACAAGCAGCUCUUCCUCAGUAAUUCCUAAAAUUUCAAAUCUCUGGCAGAAUUUACACGGGAGUUUAGCAGUUUGAUCUGCAUUCUUGGGCAGUGCUGUGGUUUGGUCCAUCACCAGUCCUGUCUCAAGUCCAGGGACAGGUAACAAGGUGAACGAAUGACAAAGGAGUGCUUGGUCACAGUUGAUUCGAAUAUACAGCUUCUGACUUGGCUUAAAAUGGGAGGACUUGUGACGGACUUGCCAAACCUACAUGUAGGUUUGCCCUUGGAAAUUGGUAUAUUUUUGAUUAAUAUUCACAUGCUCAGUGCGUUAACUUACCAAGUGCUGAACCCCCUCUGCUUACAUGUACCAAGGCCCCUCCCACGUCACACUGUCAUCACAGCAACACAUACGGUAGUUUGCCUUCAAGCUGAACCCAGAAUUUCCAUUGAAUAAACUCAAAAAUUUAUUAUAAAUUAUUUAUUGUGUGAUAAAUUGCCUGAGUAAUGGCAUACCGUGGUUGAGUUCAAUAAUGCCAAUACAAGUACCAGCAUUCUUACGAUCUGUUGAUAAUGAGGAUUUGUCUGAGACAUCCGGAAUAGAUUGGAGUUGCGGGUGACAAAUGGUUGGCAGGAAUACCGGGUUUAUAAUCAUACAUGGUCUCUGUGUUAUGACCAGAGCUGUAGCUAAAAAAAAAACCACUGUGGUGCAGACUGUUUUCUGGCUGGAUUGCUGAGAUGGUGUUGUAUCAGAAAGAACAAGGAGUGUGCAUCCGCCAGCCAGCUGGGCACAUGUAUGCACAUGUACACCUCUGUGUUACAGUGAAUCUUAUUUCAAAUUUUUGUUUUGCUAUUUUAAAAAUUACUUUUGUGCCUUUUCGGUUUUUUUAUACCAAUGCGAACUUCCAUACUCAUGAGCGAAGCUGUGAUGCCAUUCCAAGGAGAAAAAUCCCUUAUAUUGUAUUGAUUUGCACAUAAGCAGUUGGUAUAGCUGAUAUUUUCCUGGUCUAAAUUUCCUUUUCUUUGGUCAUUCAUUAUUGUUUGAGUUGGUGGCAAUAAACCAAUAUGCAAUACUUUCUCGGAUAUGUUUUCAGGGAACAACGUUUGGGUUCACAAUUUUAAAAGAAAACCAUGUCAGCUUAGCAGUGUCUUCCUAGUUGACAACAGAGCAGCACUGCCCUCUGUUGAACAUGAAAGUAUAGAAAAUUUCAAAGGUUGAAAAAGGUGCCUUUCCCAAUACACUCAAUCCCAAAAGGAUGUCAAAUUGUUUUCAUAUGUUGAAGAGCAGUAUAAAGUAGAAAAGAAGUGUGUCUUUGUGGCUGGUCCCCUUUCAUUGUACGUGUAGUUUUAAUCUCAAAUAAAUUGUGAGGUUUUCUGUAUCUUGAUGUAAUUAAUGCGAAAAAUUGAGACUGUUUUUCUAAGCCUCUUUUAUCUGUCAAAACUUUGAAAUUGUCAGCAGCCAAAUAGAUGCCAGCUGGCAAGCUUCAUUUUCAUCCUAAUUGCUAACCGGUGAUUUGGAAUACUGGCUAGCAAGUUUUUAAUGUGCCAAUUCCAUGCAACCACUCAACACAAGAAUCCGCUUCGCACACAGCAUAUUUGCUAAGCCAUGUCAGGACACCAGCGGAACUGUCUUAAUAAGACAGCAUCGCAGCCAUUUCUUAGUUGUGAAAAUCUGCAAUUUGGUAUUUGCUACUAUCAGCAAUUUCAUGAAUAUUGACUCAGGUGAAUCACGUUUAGCACAAUUAACUCCAGGUGCCAGACAAUCAGCUUUUGCCAUUCAGUUUUGUGACGUGGGAGAAAUACUGUGUAAUCAGUCAGUGACCGUAUAAAUUGACUUUCCACAGCUGUGCAGAGGCAGAACCAAUGCAUAAAUGCAUGAACCGCAUUGUCUGUGUGGCUGAACCCAAAUUACAGUAAAGUUUGAAUUACAGCAAAUAUUCUGUGCUUCAUUUGAAAAAUGUGGGAAAAAAUGUGGAAAUUCACACUAAGGGGACUUUGGGGAGGAAAUCCAACUGUGAUCGUUUUUUAAGGUUGAACAUUUAUUUCAAGUAAUUGCAUUCCACUGACAAUGCAAUCGAUAUUUUUGGUCUGUUAUGUCAUUGACUCACUUGAGUUACAAUGUAUUCUGUCCCGAGUUGCCGCCAGAAAUCAUUUCAGUCCUUACUCUUUUGGCAUCUUUUUUCUUGUUUUCAAUAGCAAUCAAUUCUGAACACCUGCAACAAAAUUGCAUCACUUACAGUAUCAUUUACUAGCAGAUUUAUGUACAUAUAUUUGCAUAGUAAUUCUGGAAAUGCUUGCAAUUAUUAUGUAACUCACGUCAGGAUCAACGCACCGUACAGCAACUUACGCAUAUGAUGCAAGAUAUAGGGUGGAGAGAACCCCGACCCCCCGCCUUGGUGUUGGUCAUUGUUUGAUCAGAAUCUCAGGAAUUCUUUGCAGACUUCUAGGGAGGAUGUGUUAGGUAACAAUACUCUAUAGAGUGUGUAUAGGGAUUGGACAUGUGGGGGGGUACCCAUCGGCCCCAUAUCGUGCACGGUGUCAACUUAUGAAUACGUAAGUAUAUCAUUUGCAUAACUCUUCUGUUUUUAUUGUAAAUAUGUGUUGGCCUGAGGUUUUUGAUAUUUCAAGUAAAGUUGAUCUGUUGAAAAACCUUUAUGAUAAAAAUGUCCUCAUUUUUGUUUUGUUUUUCCCUUUCCAGUAUCAUGCUUUUAGAGAGUGUUUGGAUGCUGUAAAAGUACAAAGAAAGAUUUAGAGUAUGUGUUCGAAGUCAAAAGCAUUUAAAUAAAGGCACUCAAACUAA